CCUGCUCCUCCGUCGGUGGCGGGCUCCGGCUCCGGCUCCGGCUCGGGAAUGCGCCCCGGGGUCCCGGGCCCCGCGCCCUGCGCUCACCUGCUGCUCUGCGCCCUGCUGCGCUGGACCUCCGCAGCCCCCGACCCUGGCUCGUUCCUGAUCUUCGGCCAGGGGCUGCAGGGCUGCCUGGAGGCACAGGGCGGGCAGGUCAGGGUCACCCCGUCCUGCAACACCAGCGCCCCUGCCCAGCGCUGGAAAUGGGUCUCCCGCAACCGACUGUUCAACGUGGGCGCCCUGCAGUGCCUGGGCACGGCCUGGCUGGGAGUCAAUGCCUCGGCUGCCCUGGGCACCUAUGAGUGUGACCGCGAGGCCCUGAGCCUGCGCUGGAACUGCCGCAGCCUGGGUGACCGGCUGACCCAGCAGCUGGGCAAUGGGUCCCAGGGAGGGGCCGCAGAGCGUGGGGACCAGGCCCGGGGCGGCCCCUGGCGCGUCUACGGCACUGACGGGGACCUGUGUUCUGUGCCUUACCAUGAGAUCUACACCAUCCAGGGCAAUGCCCAUGGGAAGCCCUGCACCAUCCCCUUCAAGUACGAUGGGCAGUGGUUCCACGCCUGCACCAGCAGCGGCCGUGAGGAUGGGCACGUCUGGUGUGCCACCACCCAGGACUAUGGCAAGGAUGAGCGCUGGGGCUUCUGCCCCAUCAAGAGUGAUGACUGCGAGACCUUCUGGGACACGGACCACCUGACCAACAGCUGCUACCAGUUUAACUUCCAGUCCACCUUGUCCUGGAGGGAGGCCUGGGCCAGCUGCGAGCAGCAGGGGGCCGACCUGCUCAGUAUCACCGAGAUCCACGAGCAGACCUACAUCAACGGACUCCUGACUGGCUACAGCUCCACCCUGUGGAUUGGCCUCAAUGACCUGGACAUCAGUGGGGGCUGGCAGUGGUCUGACAACUCGCCCCUCAAAUACCUCAACUGGGAGAAUGAUCAGCCCGACAACCCGAGCGAGGAGAACUGUGGGGUGAUCAGGACCGAGUCCGCCGGAGGGUGGCAGAACCGGGACUGCAGCAUCGCAUUGCCCUACGUCUGCAAGAAGAGGCCCAAUGCCACUGUGGAGUCCGGGCCCCCUGUGCUGGGUGACCCAAAGGCUGACGUGCGGGUGGAGUGUGAGCCCGCCUGGCAGCCUUUCCAGACGUCGUGCUACCGCCUGCUGGGGGAGAAGCGGUCCUGGCCCGAGGCCCGCAAGGCCUGUCUGCGGGGUGGCGGGGACCUGCUCAGCGUCCACAGCCUGGCCGAGCUCGAGUUUGUCACCAAGCAGGUCAAACAGGAUGUGGAGGAGCUCUGGAUCGGCUUGAAUGACCUGAAGCUGCAGAUGAGCUUCGAGUGGUCGGACGGAAGCCCUGUGCGCUUCACCCACUGGCACCCCUUUGAGCCAAACAACUUCCGGGACAACCUAGAGGACUGCGUCACCCUCUGGGGGCCGGAGGGGCGCUGGAAUGACAGCCCCUGCAACCAGACUCUGCCAGCCAUCUGCAAGAAACCUGGACAGGUCAGCCCGGGGUCUGCAGAGGAGGAUCAUGGCUGUCGCAAGGGCUGGAAGUGGCACAGCCCUUCUUGCUAUUGGCUGGGAGAAGAUCAUGUAACGUACAGCGAGGCCCGACGGCUCUGCAUGGAGCAGGGUGCCACCUUGGUCACCAUCACCAACAGGUUCGAGCAGGCCUAUGUCAGUAGCCUCAUCUUCAGCUGGAGCGGAGAGCACUUUUGGACUGCACUACAGGACCUGAAUGGGACCGGCACUUUCUAUUGGCUCAGCGGUGAUGAGGUCUCCUACACCCACUGGAACCGGGACCAGCCCGGGUUCAGCCGUGGGGGCUGCGUGGCCUUGGCCACGGGCAGUGCCACAGGGCUGUGGGAGGUGAAGGACUGCGCCACCUUCCAAGCCCGCUACAUCUGCCGGCAGAACCUGGGCACCCCUGUGUCCCCAGAGCCAGCUGGUCCCAACCCUACGCCCAGCCUCACCGGCUCUUGCCCCAGUGGCUGGACCUCGGACCCUAAACUCCGUCACUGCUACAAGGUGUUUGGCUCAGAUCGGCUGCAGGACAAGAAGAGUUGGGUCCUGGCCCAGGGAGCCUGCCAGGAGCUGGGGGCUCAGCUGCUCAGCCUGGCCAGCUCCCAGGAGGAGCACUUUGUGGCCAGCAUGCUCAACAAGGUCUUUGGCGAGUCAGAGCCUGAGAACCACGAGCAGCACUGGUUUUGGAUCGGCCUCAACCGGCGGGAUCCUUGGACUGGGAGGAGCUGGCGCUGGAGUGAUGGCCUGGGGUAUUCCUACCACAACUUCGACCGCAGCCGCCACGACGACGAUGAUGUCAGGAGCUGUGUGGUGCUGGACCUCGGCUCUCUGCAGUGGGUCCCCAUGCAGUGCGAGACACAGCUGGACUGGAUCUGCAAAAUCCCCAAAGGAACAGACGUCCAAGAGCCAGAUAUCAGCCCGCAAGGCAGGAAGGAGUGGGUGAGGUUCCAGGAGGCCGAAUACAAGUUCUUUGAGCAUCACUCCACGUGGGUGCAGGCUCAGCGCAUCUGCACAUGGUUCCAGGCGGAGCUGGUGUCUGUGCACAGCCAAGCUGAGCUGGACUUCCUGGGCCACAACCUGAUGAAGUUCUCACGGGGGCAGGAGCAGCACUGGUGGAUCGGGCUGCACACGGAGAAUGACGGACGCUUCAGGUGGACAGACUGGUCAAUCCUCAACUUCAUCUCCUGGGCCCCGGGCAAGCCGAGGCCCAUCAGCAAGGACAAGAAGUGUGUGUAUAUGACGGCCAGCCGCGAGGACUGGGGAGACCAGCGCUGUCAGACUGCCCUGCCGUACAUCUGCAAACGCAGCAACAGCACCGCUGCCACGCCGUUCCCAUCCUUCAUGCCCACCAUCCUCCCAGGCGGCUGCCCCCCAGGCUGGAUCCACUUUAGCCAUAAGUGCCUCCGGAUCCACGGCUGGGACCCCGCCGACCGUCGCCGGUGGCAGGAGGCGCAGCGGGUGUGUGGGCAGCAGGAGGGUCAGCUUUUGACUAUCAACAGCCUGUUGGAGCAAGCAUUUAUAACUACCAGACUGUCCAACGUGACGUUUGACGUAUGGAUUGGCCUCCACUUGGUCCAGAAGGAGUUCCAGUGGGCAGAUCGGGAGCCACUACUCUACGGGAACUGGGCCCCCGGCGAGCCGUCAGGACAUGAUUCUGGCCCCAGUGAUGACAAGCCUACAAGCUGCGUCCUGCUGCGGCACGGCUCCCCGCUCCAGUUCACCGGCCGCUGGGAAGACCGUGGCUGCCAGGAUGAGAAACACGGUUUCAUCUGCCAGAAGGCCACAGACCCAAUGCUGAGCCCCUCCUCGGCAGUCCUGCCCCCGGUGCCUAGCAAAGAGCUCCCCUACCUCAAUGGCACCUUCCGGCUGCUGAAGAAGCCUCUGCGCUGGCACGAUGCCCUCCUGCUCUGUGAGAGCCUCAACAGCAGCCUGGCCCGGGUGCCCGAGCCCUUCACCCAAGCCUUCUUGACCCUGGCGGCCCACCACUUCUACCACCCGCUCUGGAUCGGGCUGGCCGACGAGGAGGGAUCCCGGCGUUACACGUGGGUGUCGGAGGAGCCCCUGAGCUACACCAACUGGCAGGACGGGGAGCCCCAGCAGCCGGCGGGCUGCACCUACCUGGAUGUGGACGGAACCUGGCACACUACCAGCUGUGAUACGCGCCUGCAGGGUGCUGUAUGCGGGGUCAGCCCAGGGCCGCCCCCUCCCCGCAGGCUCCAUUUUGGCGGGAGCUGCCCCCGGACCCUGGCUGACUCGGCCUGGAUCCCUUUCCGGGAGCACUGCUACUCCUUCCACAUGGAGCUGGUGCUGGGGCCUCAGGAGGCACGGCAGCACUGCCAGAGAGCCGGCGGCACGGUCCUGUCCAUCCUGGAUGAGGCGGAGAACACAUUCGUCUGGGAGCAUCUGCAGAGCUCCGAGGGCCAGAGCCACGGGGCUUGGCUGGGCAUGACCUUCAACCCCAAAGGAGGCACACUGGUCUGGUCAGACAAUGCAGCCGUCAACUACUCCAACUGGGACUCUCCUGCAAUGGGAAUAACCAUGCUGAGCCAUAACAGCUGCUAUUGGAUCCAGAGCAGCAGCGGGCUAUGGCAGCCGGGCCCCUGUGUCAACAUCACCAUGGGCGUCGUGUGCAAGCUGCCCCGCGUGGAAGAGAACAGCUUCUCCCCCUCAGCAGCAUUGCCUGAGAGUCCGACGGCCCUGGUGGUGGUGGUGUUGGCAGCCGUGGCACUGCUGGUUCUGCUGGUCGUGGCCUUGAUCCUGUACCGACGGCACCGGGGGGCUGAGCGUGGGGCAUUCGAGAGUGCCCGCUAUAGCCGCGGUGCCUCUGCCCCCGGGGAGGCCGCCGAGAAGAACAUCCUGGUGGCUGACAUGGAACUGAACGAGCAGCAGGACUAGAGCCCCGGGCCGGCAGGGACGCAGGGGCGCAGGGGCGGGACCUGGGCAUGGGGUGGAACAGGGCAGGGGCAG
Tachyglossus aculeatus (Australian echidna) is the source of this 4524-nucleotide messenger RNA. It is a transcript of the gene MRC2, whose product is annotated as mannose receptor C type 2. Lineage: Eukaryota; Metazoa; Chordata; Mammalia; Monotremata; Tachyglossidae. The coding region runs from base 49 to 4452 and encodes 1467 amino acids. The transcript is spliced from 30 exons. The record is from RefSeq and is a predicted model, not a curated record. Gene Ontology annotation, molecular function: signaling receptor activity.